This is a messenger RNA of Vicia faba (fava bean), 759 nucleotides long. The record is from the annotation of a GenBank genome assembly. Lineage: Eukaryota; Viridiplantae; Streptophyta; Magnoliopsida; Fabales; Fabaceae.
AUGGAUAUUCCUACAACUCUUCCUAAUUUUAUCUCAGUCCCAGAGCAAUAUCGUCUAGUGGUCACUCAGGUACUGGUUAAUAGUCCAUCUGCCAAGGAUCCUCCUCAACCCUCAUUUCCAAAGCUUCAUGAUCAACAGUCUUCGUCUAUCCCUCGACAAAGUCAAGGAAAUCAAUUGAGAUACUCUCUAUUGCAGACAUUCCCAAUGUGGCUACCAAUCCCAUGCCAUGCCAAGUACCAAGACACAAGGGACAUUCCUAAAAGGAAGCUAUCAUAUGUACCAUCAAGGUCACCUCACUUCAAAAGUUUAUCACUCAGGGGCAAGAUAUCCCAAGAUCAGUUAAUCAGGGGUAAUCCUCUUCAGAACUCCAACCACUGGGGCAUGUCAUCUUCAGAUUACCAAAUGAAUGUCAAGCUUUUGUACGCACAAUCUUCUUCUUCCUCACAACUUUCCGUUGCGGGUACCUUAUCCAGUGAACCUCGACAAUCCACCACCAUCAGACAAAUUCGUCCACCGCUUCAACCUUAUCUUUCAUAUCCAUACUUUGUUUCACGUCAAGGUUCGACGUUGUUCUGCUUCACCUUCAUCAUUCAACCUUCACUGCGUGCGAUUCGCUCGGUUCUCCUCUUGAGUCCGUACCACCGCCACGAUUCGAUUCGUUCUCAUCUCCGUCCGUCAUCAUCUCAUCCUUUCUGUGGCUCGUUCUACUUCUCCAAUCUCAGAGAGAUAAGGAGGUAUAUUGUACAUUUCAGAAGAUAG